Echinostoma caproni is the source of this 1050-nucleotide messenger RNA. Lineage: Eukaryota; Metazoa; Platyhelminthes; Trematoda; Plagiorchiida; Echinostomatidae. The record is from the annotation of a GenBank genome assembly.
AUGCGUCUCAGCUUGUUCUUCCUCACUCUUCUGGCAACCUAUGCCAGUCAAAUAUCUGCUAACCAAUCGAAACACUGGGCUGUGCUUGUGGCUGGAUCACACGGUUGGGACAAUUACCGGCAUCAGUCUGACGUCGCUCACGCAUAUCAAUUGGUGAGUAAAAAUGGAAUUCCGCCGCAGAACAUAAUCACCAUGAUGGUCGAUGAUGUGGCCAGAGAUCCAAAAAAUCCGUUUCCAGGGAAAUUGUUCCAAGACUAUACACACCAAGAUGUUUAUGCCGGUGUCGUUGUGGAUUACAAGGGUGCGGAUGUCACAGUGAACAACUUCAUCAACAUGUUGAAGGGUGAUCCUGCAUUGAAAGCAGCCGGAAAGAAGGUGCUCGAAUCGGGCCCGAAUGAUAACGUCUUCAUUUAUAUGGUCGAUCAUGGUUCACGUGGACGUUUCGACUUCCCAAAUCAGCCGCUCCAAGCGAAACUAUUCAUGCAAACGCUGGUCUGGUUGAAUCAGGCUCGACGGUACAAGCAAAUGCUUAUCUAUAUUGAGGCAUGCUUUUCCGGAUCUAUGUUCGAAGGACUCUUACCACAAAACAUCAAAACACACUUUGACUACAUGGACGGUGGGUCAUCAGGUGAACGCGGUGAGACAAGCGGUGAUAUGCAGCGCUGUCCAAGCCUACGGGACACGGUGCCUGAAGACCAGGUACAUUUGUUCCAGUUAAAACGUCGACUGUCCGUGAACCAGUCACCUGAACAACUGGAGUUGGCACGUCGGCGCCUAAAUCGUGCGACGCAGCUGGCAAGGAUGGCCAAGGAAACGGUCGACGAGAUUAUAGAACAGGUUUAUCGCAGUGCCACGCCGUCAAACCCACGCAUCGACAUUUUUGAAACGCUGGAUUGUCACAAUACAAUUACGGAACAGUUUGAGUUCAAAUGCUUCAGCCUCCGUCAAGUUCCUGAAGCAGCAUACGAAAUGUCGAAACUUUACCGGCUGUGUGAGCUCGGCUACGACGCAAAGUCGGUUGUACAAGAGAUAUUUGACAGAUGUGGUUAG